Prorocentrum cordatum is the source of this 300-nucleotide messenger RNA. The record is from the annotation of a GenBank genome assembly. NCBI's taxonomy places the organism in Eukaryota, Dinophyceae, Prorocentrales, Prorocentraceae.
AUGCUGGCGACCACAGUGGAGCUCGACGCGUUCGAGAAGGUGAAGAAGGCAAUCGACGAUAUGAUCGUGAUGCUGAAGAAGCAGACGGAGGACGAGGUUAAGAAGCACGAUUGGUGCAAGGCUGAGUUCAAGGAGAACGAGAUGACCACGCUGAAGACGGAGGACCGCAAGGCAGACCUCGAGGCCAAGAUUGCCGAGCUGGAGUCCACCAUCAAGGCGCUCGAAGCCGACAUCGCCAAGGCCACGGAGGACAUCGAAAAGGCGGGCCAGGACUGGGCUCGCGAGUGGGUGAGAGGCUGA